Molecule: messenger RNA, 1787 nt
Organism: Gossypium raimondii (Peruvian cotton)
Lineage: Eukaryota; Viridiplantae; Streptophyta; Magnoliopsida; Malvales; Malvaceae
Product: BRAP2 RING ZnF UBP domain-containing protein 1
Exons: 11
Coding region: 167-1609 (480 amino acids)
Biological process (GO): Ras protein signal transduction; protein ubiquitination
Cellular component (GO): cytoplasm
Molecular function (GO): zinc ion binding; ubiquitin protein ligase activity
Source: RefSeq, a predicted model, not a curated record
UUUCACAGAGGACGUAAACAGUGAAUUAUAUGGCAGAAAAGAAAAUUUGAAGGCUCAAUUCUUCUCUCUCUUUUCUUUUUCCUUCCCCCACAAUUUCAAGGAUCAAUUUGUUGCUUAUUCGAACUGUGUCUGUCAUUUUCUCCGAAAGCGAGUGAACGCAGUUACUAUGUUCAUCCUCCGAGUUCACUCGGUGGACACCGAGUUACCCCUCACCGACGCCGAAGAAAUCGAAUUCUAUACCACCACUUCCCUAUCAAACCCUAACCCUAAAUUCCGCGAAAGGAGAGGGGUCGUUCACCUCUAUCGGAAGGCGUCUCAAAGCUCCCUCCCAAAUCCUAGUUCUCGCUCCACUUCUCUUUUUGUCGUCGCCGUCCCUAAGUAUCUAUCCGCUGCCGAUUUCAUCCGAUUUGCUGGCUCCCACAUCGAGAAUAUCACCUACAUCCUCUUCAUCUGGAAUGAUGGAGUGGAAGAUAGGUAUAGCGUAUUAAUAGAGCUAGCUGCCCAGUCGGCGGCCGAUGCAUUCUAUUUUAGCUUGAAUGGGAAGCGGUUUUCACCUGCUGAGGCUGAGUUAUGUCACAUCCUUUUUACGCAUUCCGUGGAAUACACCGAAUUGGGUGAGAUUGCAAGCACGCCUCCUGUAGGGUUCACCGAGUUGCCUACUUGCCCCAUUUGUCUUGAGAGAUUGGACCCGGAUACUAGUGGGAUACUUAGUACAUUUUGUGACCAUUCAUUUCAAUGUUCUUGUACUUCAAAAUGGACUUACUUGUCCUGUACAGUCUGCCGAUUUUGCCAGCAGCAAGAAGAAAAUCCAGUCUGUUCUAUUUGUGGAUCAGGGGAGAAUCUUUGGAUCUGCUUGAUAUGUGGUUUUAUGGGGUGUGGAAGAUAUAAAGAAGGUCAUGGGGUUAGACAUUGGAAAGAUACACAGCAUUGCUAUUCCCUUGAAUUAAUAUCACAGCAAAUAUGGGAUUACGUGGGUGAUGGUUAUGUACAUCGUUUGACUCAUUCAAAAGUUGAUGGCAAACCAGUUGAGAUCAACUCCCGUUGCACAUCAAUUGAAGGAACUUGUCAUUCAUGUGGCUAUGGUGAUGAUUCUGGAAUUAAUGAGGCCAUCUAUAGCAGCAAAGUUGAAGCGGUUUUUGAUGAGUACAGUCGGCUUCUGGCUACUGAGUUGGAGAAACAAAGACAAAACUAUGAAUCUUUACUUGCUGAAGCCAAAGGCAAAAGAGAUAGUACCAUUGCUGAAGCAGUGGAGAAGGCUGUGACAUCCGAGAUGCAGGACAUCCAAAGCAAACUGGAUAAGUGUACAGAGGAAAAAAAUGCUCUUGCUGAGAUCAACCGUAAACUCAUAAAAGACCAACAAGUUUGGCACAUAAAGGUCAAGGAAAUCGAAGAGAGGGAAGCCUCUGAAUCGAGGUUAAUGGAUGAGAAGAUACUUGAUCUGGAAGAGCAGGUACGUGAUCUUAAGGUCUAUAUCGAAGCUCAGAAGACACUUACUGACAUGACGGAUUCAGAUAGCAUCAAGGGAGGAACGGUGUUGCCUGUUCCAUCAACGCAAUCAUCCUCGACUAACACCAGGCGGCACAAGAAAGCAGGCCGAAGGCGGAAUUAGGUUAAUGGGAUAUUGCCGAGGAAAAGAACAAUCAUGUUUUUUGUUGUACAGUUGAAUAAUUCGUAGAUACAGAAAAUGAAGAUUUAGUAAAAAAUGGAAAAUGAAGAUAAUAUAUGGAAAAUUUAGGCGGCCUGGGUAAGUGUUUUGACUUAAGAGUUUUAUACACGGAAUUUGUUUA